CUUUGCCAUCCAGUCGUUAUCGGACUUCCGACAGCUGGUCAUUGACCGAUUUGCCGACGCGUUGUUUGUGAUACGCGCACUUGUGAGGACGCACUUUAGCGGGGAUACGCCGACUCAACCGCAGAACGGCCGCAGUGUGGAGUGCGGAGCCGUAUGAUGCCGUCUCGUGAGGCUCGCAGGGCGUUCAUAUCCUUAACAAUGCCCAGAAGCUUUCAUUGUUCUGCGUUUCGACCCUGGUCACUGGCACCGAACAAGCUCAGUAUACACUAAGGAUCAAUACUUCCAAAUUGUACCAAGUACACCUCGAUACCGACAAGCAAUCCGCUAUGGCCGCCACCAAAGCCAUCCUCAUCACCGGUGCUACGGGAAAGCAGGGCGGUUCCGUUCUGAACCAGCUUGCAAGCCACCCUACCGCUUCCCAAUUCACGCUCCUGGCUGUAACCCGUGAUGCGAGCAGCGCCUCAGCCAAGCGCAUCGAGGAGCGUCACCCCAAGGUCUUGCUCGUGCAAGGUGAUUUGAACGAUGUACCGGGACUCUUCGCUUCCGCCAAAUCCACACUCAAGGAAGCUGGAAAGCCAGAGCAGAUUUGGGGUGUGUACUCGGUCCAGAUCUCAAUGGGCCCUGGUGUCACUACAGACUUCGAAGUCAAGCAGGGCUCCGACUUGAUCGACGAGUCCAUUAAGGAGGGUGUGACACACUUUGUCUACUCGAGUGUAGACCGCGGCGGCAACGAGCACAGCUUCAACAACCCAACUCCAAUCCCGCAUUUCCAGACGAAGCAGGAGAUCGAGAAGCACCUCCUCGAGAAGGCUGGCAAGAAGGGCGAGAAGAUGGGCUGGACUAUCUUGAGGCCUGUUGCCUUCAUGGACAACCUCGAACCUGGAAUGAAGUCCAAGGUCUUCCUCACUGCACUGAGGGAUACCUUGAAGGGCAAGUCGAACCAAUGGGUAUCCGUUGAGGACAUCGGCAUCUUUGGUGCUAUGGCCUUCAGGGAGCCCAAGGAGUGGAAUGCACGCGCCGAGGGUCUUGCUGGCAGCGAGCUCACAAUGGACGAGAUGAAUGGAUGCUUCGAGAGGGCAAUCGGUCAGCCGGUACCGUAUGCAUUCAGCUUCAUGGGUUCGGCGCUCAUGUGGGCGGUUACCGAGGUCAACGUCAUGAUCAACUGGUUCGCAGACGAGGGCUAUGGUGUUGAUAUUGCCAAGCUGAGGAAAGAACAGCCACAGCUUUGUGACUUCGAGAGGUGGCUGAAGGAGAGGAGCGGUUGGAAAGACCAGGCAAUCAAGAACUAGGUCGUGGCAUGAGGAGCAUCUGGCGUUCGGUCUAUCUCAUAGUACUUAAUGACGAAAUUGAUUGAAACCUCACACUACGUCGAAACUUUUGCUGGUAAAUCGUAGGGCUUAUUGUGAGGCAGGCUCGAUGCCUCAAUUUCGGACAGCACUGGGAUAUACGUCUCCACAUUCACACCAACAACAUAUUCACGAGACAAAUAAUG
Molecule: messenger RNA, 1492 nt
Organism: Macroventuria anomochaeta
Lineage: Eukaryota; Fungi; Ascomycota; Dothideomycetes; Pleosporales; Didymellaceae
Product: NAD(P)-binding protein
Exons: 1
Coding region: 327-1289 (320 amino acids)
Source: RefSeq, a predicted model, not a curated record